AUGGCCUCUGACUUGGAGCUCGCUUGCAUCUACCUGGCCCUCAUUCUGCACAAUGAUGAGGUGACGGUCAUGGAGGAUAAGAUCAAUGCUCUCAUUAAAGCAGCUGGUGUAAAUAUUGAACCUUUCUGGCCAGGCUUGUUUGCAAAGGCCCUGGCCAAUGUCAACAUUGGGAGCCUUGUCUGCAACCUGCGGGCUGGCGGACCUGCCCCAGCAGCUGGCACUGCACCAGCAGGAGGCCCUGCCCCCUCCACCACUGCUGCCCCAGCUGAGAAGAAAGUGGAAGCAAAGAAAGAAGAAUUGGAGUUUGAUGACGACAUGGGCUUUGGUCUUUUUGACUAAAUCUCUUGUAACAUGUUCAAUAAAAAGCUAAACUCUCAAAAA
Molecule: messenger RNA, 381 nt
Organism: Diceros bicornis minor
Lineage: Eukaryota; Metazoa; Chordata; Mammalia; Perissodactyla; Rhinocerotidae
Product: large ribosomal subunit protein P1-like
Exons: 1
Coding region: 1-339 (112 amino acids)
Biological process (GO): cytoplasmic translation; translational elongation
Cellular component (GO): ribosome; cytosolic large ribosomal subunit
Molecular function (GO): structural constituent of ribosome; ribonucleoprotein complex binding; protein kinase activator activity
Source: RefSeq, a predicted model, not a curated record